Macrosiphum euphorbiae (potato aphid) is the source of this 669-nucleotide messenger RNA. The record is from the annotation of a GenBank genome assembly. Lineage: Eukaryota; Metazoa; Arthropoda; Insecta; Hemiptera; Aphididae.
AUGAGCCAAGCCGUCGAAGCGAAACAAGCCGAUCGUUUGAAGAAACUCAGAGACCUCCACAUCAAGAGAAAUGAAGCCAGAGUGAACAACCAUCAAGAAGUUGUUGAAGAAGACAAACAAAUGAAGUUGCCGUCAAACUGGGAAGCAAGACAAAGGAAAGCAGAGUGGCUUUUAAAUGACGAUAAACUGAGACAAGAGGCUAAAGAUAAAGGACAAGAUUACAACCGUUUAAAACUUUUAAACAUGACCGCAAUGGAAGCAGAUGCCAUUGACAGAAAGAAAAAACGUCAAAAUCCUGAUCCCGGGUUCUCGGAUUACGAAGAAGCUACGGCUCGCCAAUACAACAGAAUGAUAUCCAACAUGAAAGUAGACAUGGGCGCCUAUCAAAGACAAAGAGAUAGACUGGGCAACGCAUUCUAUGCGGAGGCCAACACUUAUUUGCACGAUAAAGUCAAAGAUUCAAAAGAAGGAAUUGACAAUAUGGUCGAUGAUUUGGAAAAGCAGAUUGCAAAACGUAACAAGUUCAGUAGGAGGAGAACGCAUAAUGACGAAGCAGAUAUUGAUUAUAUCAAUGAGAGAAACAUGAAAUUCAAUGCAAAAUUGGAACGGUACUAUGGAGAGCAUACUACACAAAUCAAACAAAAUUUGGAAAGAGGAACUGCUAUUUAA